This is a messenger RNA of Aspergillus clavatus NRRL 1, 2025 nucleotides long. RefSeq names its product nuclear protein localization protein 4 (gene npl4). Bases 1 to 2025 code for a protein of 674 amino acids. Gene Ontology annotation, biological process: ubiquitin-dependent protein catabolic process. The record is from RefSeq and is a predicted model, not a curated record. Gene Ontology annotation, cellular component: nucleus. Gene Ontology annotation, molecular function: ubiquitin binding; ubiquitin protein ligase binding. The transcript is spliced from 4 exons. Lineage: Eukaryota; Fungi; Ascomycota; Eurotiomycetes; Eurotiales; Aspergillaceae.
AUGGCGGCUACCCGGCCGAUCAUCCUCAGAUUCGAGAGCCGAAAUGGCCAGUUUCGCCUCAGCGUCAGCCCACAGGAGCUGUUUCCCACAUUAAAGCAGAAGAUCCUAGAAAACCUCCCCAAAGAUGUCGAACCAUCUUCCAUCACCUUGUCGAACAAACCCAUAGGAACCGGAGGUGAAGAACGGUCACUGGAUGGCUUGGAAGGUGUCUCGAUUGAGCAGGUCGGCCUGAAGCACGGAGAUAAGCUCUUCGUUGGCUACCAAGAAAGAAAAGGAGGAGAGACUACUCCGGCGAAAGCCCAUGCUGCAGCGGACUCCCUGCGCCGUUUAAAUGGAGCACUAGUGCCACAGACGGAGACUGUCACAUUCCGGCCGCCCACCUCGUCCUCCGCAACGGUCAAGAAUCCCUGGGAAGUCGUGCAACAGUCGCCGUUGGAUGAUAAACUGGAUAAGAAAGAUGGGAAGAUCCAGCGCCCGCGUGAUAUGAAAAUGUGCAAACACGGCCCCAAGGGCAUGUGUGACUAUUGCAUGCCCCUCGAGCCAUACGACCCCAAGUACCUCGCAGAGAAGAAGAUCAAGCACCUGUCUUUCCACUCGUAUAUGCGGAAGAUCAAUGCUGCAACCAACAAAGCGGAGCUGAAAAGCUCGUUCAUGCCGCCGCUCAGCGAGCCUUACUACCGGGUGCGGCACGACUGCCCCUCUGGUCACCCUCCGUGGCCGGAAGGCAUCUGUACCAAGUGCCAGCCGAGCGCCAUCAGUCUGCAGCCGCAGGAAUUCCGCAUGGUAGACCAUGUGGAGUUCUCCUCGCCUGAUCUGAUCAACUCACUGCUCGACUUCUGGCGGAAAUCCGGCUCCCAGCGGUUGGGCUUUUUGUACGGCACAUACGAAGAGUAUACCGAGGUGCCUCUUGGUGUUAAGGCAGUGGUACAGGCAAUCUACGAGCCGCCACAAGUGGAUGAGGUUGAUGGGGUCACACUCCAUGAAUGGCCGAACGAGAAGGAAGUGGAUGAGGUUGCGCGCUUAUGUGGUCUGGAGAAAGUCGGAGUCAUCUUCACGGAUCUGCUUGAUGCUGGGCGUGGAGACGGUUCGGUAGUAUGCAAGCGGCACAUUGAUUCAUACUAUCUUUCGUCACUAGAAAUCGCGUUCGCAUCCCGGCUGCAGGCGCAAUAUCCAAAGACGACAAAGUGGAGCCGCACCGGCCGCUUCGGGUCGAAUUUUGUGACCUGCGUACUCAGCGGAGAUGAAGAAGGUGCUAUCACCAUCAGCUCCUAUCAGGCGUCUGUAUCUGCCGUGGAGAUGGUGAGAGCUGAUAUCGUCGAACCGUCCGCUGAGCCGUCUGUCAUGCUGGUGCAGUCGGAGGAUGAUGACAGCGACAACAAAUCGCGGUACAUCCCCGAGGUGUUCUAUCGGAAGAUUAACGAGUACGGCGUGAGUGCUCAGCAGAAUGCGAAGCCCAGUUUUCCGGUCGAGUUCCUACUUGUCACCCUGACACAUGGUUUCCCGACCGAAUCGAACCCGUUAUUCACGAAGAGUACCUUUCCAAUCGAGAACCGUGAAGUGAUUGGCGAAAGCCAGGACCUUCGCAGCGUUGCCAAAAAGCUAGUUUCCCACCGUGACUCGAAUGAGGUAAUCCCAGAGGUAUCAGACUUUCACCUCCUGUGUUACCUCCACUCUCUGUCGACUUUCAGCAAGACCAACGCCAAUAGGCUGCACUCCAAGAUUACUAGAACCGUGACAACUAACCUCAUGACUCCCCAGGACGAAGAAAAAUUGCUCUGCCGCGUCGCAACGUCGCACGAUCCCACGGAGGGCUUGAAGCUCAUAAACACCCCCGGGUGGGCGACCCUGGUUACUAUUCUUCAGGAAAGUGGUGAGCGCCCCCCUAAGCGCCCCUGGCUAAACCCGGCCGAUCCUCCACGCCCUUUGUCCCAACAAGGGAAACGUCAUCUCUCCUCCAGACCUGAAUCUCCCAAGUCAGAGAGUGAACAGCUUGCUAAGAGGUUCAAGGGAGCUAGUCUAGAGUGA